This is a messenger RNA of Xiphophorus maculatus (southern platyfish), 1267 nucleotides long. RefSeq names its product prostate androgen-regulated mucin-like protein 1 (gene parm1). The record is from RefSeq and is a predicted model, not a curated record. NCBI's taxonomy places the organism in Eukaryota, Metazoa, Chordata, Actinopteri, Cyprinodontiformes, Poeciliidae. Gene Ontology annotation, cellular component: late endosome; Golgi apparatus; plasma membrane. The transcript is spliced from 3 exons. The coding region runs from base 82 to 657 and encodes 191 amino acids.
CCAACAACAACAACUACACCAACUACAGCACCAACUACAACACCACCAACGACACGAACAACAUCGACACCAACAACAAUAAUGACGACAUCUAUACAUUCGUCAACUGAUUUCAGCUCAUCAACCUCAUCAUCUCAAACCGAGAGCGGCACUACGGCCGUUUCUGCAGCUUCAUCACCACCAUCAUCAUCCUCAGUGACCUCAGAUGCUACGAAUACGACCGUCACCCUCACAACCGUUCAAACAAAUGACACCACCGUAACCACCACCACCACCGUAACCAACACCACCACCGUAACCAACACCACCACCAGCAGCUCUACCACCACAACUGGUUCCACAACCAGUAAAAUGGCCUCAGAACCACCAACCUCAUCCGGCGCCCCAACCACCAGGCCUGAUGCUGCCUCUUCCAGCAGACCCACGUCAACCACAGCCCCCACCAGCAGUCUGACGCCGGAGAAGGAGGAACAGAAGUCGGAGGCACUUAGCCCAGGAACCAUCGUUGUCAUCGUGGCCAUUUUCCUGCUGCUGGUUCUGCUGGUGCUGGGAGGAUUAUACCACCACAAGUUCAGACGGGCGUCGUACGGCCCCCUGCUGAGCAGCCACGAACACGGCUCUUUAGGAAACUUCACCAACCCCAUGUACGACCCCUGAUGACCCCUGAUGACCCCGGAUGAAUCCACAAAUCCUGCACUCUGAGCCGUUUGACGAUGGCAGUAAAUUCAGAUUAUGAACGUCUCUGCUAUACAAACACUGGUUAAAUGGCAUUUCUUUGGUGUUUUUUGGCGUUAAGAACUUUUUUCUUUAAGUUUUUGCACUGAAAGUUGAAGUAGGAAUUAUAAGUUGCAUAAAAAAGGCCAACAAAGAACAAAAACAGCAUAAAAAAACAAUACAUUAAUUAUUUUUUAGCUGGGAAUUUAUCUUGUUUUUACAUAAAUAUUGUCAAUUGUUUUUGCAAUCCUUGCAGCUACAUGGGUUACUUUAAGCAAAACUGUGAGAUAAAAAGAAAUGAACUAAAAUAAGAAUUAGUUAAAUUUAGUUUUUAGUGAAAGUAUUUAUUUUCCAAUAAAUUGUAAUGUUUAGUAAUUGUGACUAUUUUAAGAUCAAACUAAGAAUUUUUGUUUUAUAUCUUAUUUGCAUUUUUAUGAUUUAAAAAUCAAAUAAAUAGAUGCGUUACUUCAUUCAUGUUAAAGUUAAUUCUAAUUCUGUGUUUCUGUUUAUUUUUUUCCUGUUUUGAACAUUUACAGCAGGUUGUUUUGUAAUU